AUGAAAAAAAUAAAACAAGCCGUCAAGCCGUCUGCUGCAAAAAGAAACGCCCCGUGUCAUAAGUUUUUUCCUGGUGGCCUGAAGGAGGAUGGAGACAAAGAUGUGACCGAGACGGCAUUAAGAGAAAUGAAUGAAGAGAUUGGUGUUAAUCCUAAAGACGUUGAUGUUUGGGGUAAACUCAUCCCACUUCCAAACAGAACAGGAGAUGCUUUAGCAACAGGAGUAGUUGCUUUUAUCAAAAACGUGGAUGCCAGCAAACUAAAUGAACAGUGUAACAAAAAGGAGGUAGAGCUAGUCUUCACUGUACCGAUAUCUGAACUUUGUGACCCAACCAACAACAGUUAUACAAGGUUUGAUCCCCCAAAGUCAACAAAGAAGGGGCCGUACACCAUGCCUGUAUUUAAAGGAAGCGGUUUUCAUAUAUGGGGAUUGACUGCAUUGUUCACUGACAUGACACUCAGGGCACUGUUACCUAAAUACAUGUGUACAAAAUCAAUCUAUUUGUGAAAACUUGUAAACAACUUUGUAAACCAUAAUAAUAAUAAUGACAGUCUUAAAUAGCGCAUUUCACAUUAAACCCUCUCAAUUCGCUUUACA
Asterias rubens (European starfish) is the source of this 597-nucleotide messenger RNA. RefSeq names its product nucleoside diphosphate-linked moiety X motif 8-like. Bases 1 to 507 code for a protein of 168 amino acids. The record is from RefSeq and is a predicted model, not a curated record. NCBI's taxonomy places the organism in Eukaryota, Metazoa, Echinodermata, Asteroidea, Forcipulatida, Asteriidae. Gene Ontology annotation, molecular function: coenzyme A diphosphatase activity. The transcript has 4 exons.